This is a messenger RNA of Penicillium odoratum, 363 nucleotides long. RefSeq lists its product as uncharacterized. NCBI's taxonomy places the organism in Eukaryota, Fungi, Ascomycota, Eurotiomycetes, Eurotiales, Aspergillaceae. The record is from RefSeq and is a predicted model, not a curated record. Bases 1 to 363 code for a protein of 120 amino acids. The transcript is spliced from 2 exons.
AUGGCACCACAGAAACUACAAUACAUCAUAAAUUUUGCCCCCGGCACAGAAGCACACACAGCACAACUAAAGGCCGCUCGCUCACACGUCGCUCGAGCAACACACGCCAAAGAAAGACGCCAGCGAACUUUACAAUAUCAAACCCAGAAAAGGGGCGACGAAAAUGGCCAGAUCCAAGCCCAGCAGGACGUUACAGGCACCAGACUACUCAAUGGGGCUGUGUCUACGCCCGAGAUCGUCACACUACUAUCAGCCAGUAGGAGGGAUCCAUUUAUGAGCUAUGCAAAGACUUUACAACCCAUUGAAGAGAUGCUAUUCGAUCAUUGUAUAUGUGACGAACAUCAUACCACUAAUGCGCUGUGA